Molecule: messenger RNA, 1032 nt
Organism: Notodromas monacha
Lineage: Eukaryota; Metazoa; Arthropoda; Ostracoda; Podocopida; Cyprididae
Source: the annotation of a GenBank genome assembly
AUGAUUCGGUUGUCAGUGUACGCGUUCGUUUGCAUUAUUUUUGUGCAAUGUGUGAUGUGCGGUGAUGUCUGGGUUGUUAAAGCCCCGCAAGGCUUCGUUUUCGACUCCACUAUACCAAUGAAGCAGAAUGAUGUUUCAUCUGUUCUCUUCCGCAUGUUUGGCAUUACCGAAACCUCCGAUUGCACAUGGCCGGGUCUUCUGCAGAAGAAUCCGUUUUCGUCCACCAAGAGGGUGAUAGUGGUUGCAGUUCCGACCUCGGUUCCGAUUACACAAAAGUUCCAAGUUCCGGCGAAUUCCUUGAACUCAUCCCUGGCUCCAGUGUCACACUUCAUGGACGAACUGAGUGCCCUCAACGAGCUGCCAAGCAUUCUUGAAAACUCCAUCACACCUGCAAAGGCCUUAGUUUUCGAAUUUGAUUCCCUGGAUGCUGUUGGUCGGAAGGAAGACGUCGCUGAAGCUCGUCGACUCAUUGGCACAGUGUUGGCGAAAAUUGCGGACGAUUCAGAUGCCUCUGUUCUCGCUGUUUGUUACACUCCGUCACAGAAGACCAGAAGCAAGCGUCAAGCUGAGCCUGGAGCAACUGCAGCUGAUGACAUGGAUUAUGUUGUACCUUUUAAUCUGGUGCUCUGGCUUUCACUUGCGUUGUUCCUCAUCACUCUCGCAGUUUGCAUUGGAAUUGGGUCGAUGGAUCCUGGCUGGGACUCUAUCAUCUACAGGAUGACAAACCCACGAAUGAAGAAGGACAAUUAGUUUGGGAGCAGCAUCUUCUUACUUAAGUUUGCAGACAUUUGCUAGUCAUAUUGUCACAUCUACGUGUCUAAAUAGGAGCUGAAUAAAUCUCUGUGCAGAAAUCCGUUUUGUGCAUGGGAAGUGUGGGAUGUAUAGGAGUGAAAGGAGCCCGGCGUCCUGUCCGGCUAAGAUGAUCCAUGAAGUGCAAUGUUACAUUCCUUUGUUUGAAUGUACGACUGAUGUUUCCAAGUGUUGAAAAUGGCUAUAAUAAAACUUCCACCCGCAAAUUCUGAACGAACAAAA